Mucor mucedo is the source of this 1280-nucleotide messenger RNA. RefSeq names its product other/NAK protein kinase. The record is from RefSeq and is a predicted model, not a curated record. Bases 151 to 1248 code for a protein of 365 amino acids. NCBI's taxonomy places the organism in Eukaryota, Fungi, Mucoromycota, Mucoromycetes, Mucorales, Mucoraceae. Gene Ontology annotation, molecular function: protein serine/threonine kinase activity; ATP binding. Gene Ontology annotation, cellular component: Golgi apparatus; cytoplasm. Gene Ontology annotation, biological process: protein phosphorylation; vacuolar protein processing; regulation of vacuole fusion, non-autophagic. The transcript is spliced from 6 exons.
GCCAAUUUCAAAUUCUAAUUUACUUACUUUCUCUCUGCUGCAUUCUUUGAAUUCAUUUCGACUAGCAACAAUCGGCUUCGCAACUAGUCUUUUACCAAAAUAACCAUCUCGACAUAACUCCAACAAUCUUAUUAAUAAACAGCAGCUUCCAUGUCGUUCCUAGCAUCUAUAUUUGACAUGUUUUUGGGAUGUUGUAUAUCCAGUUCUAAUCUCAGUAUCAAUGGAAGAGCAUACCGCAUUGUAAAGCUACUAGGAGAAGGAGGGUUUUCAUUUGUUUAUCUAGCCCAGGAUGGGUCAGGUAAUUUAUAUGCUUUAAAGAAGAUUCGUUGUACAUUAGGUACAGAGGAAGCAGAUUUAGCACAAAGAGAAGUGGAUAUAUAUCGAUUAUUUUCUCAUAAAAAUAUCAUCAAGUUGUUGGAUUCUAGUACAAUUACAGAGUCGGAUGGUAGUAAGACGAUUUAUAUAUUUCUUCCCUAUUACAAGAGAGGUAAUUUGCAAGAUGCAAUCAACAAACAUAAUUUAAACAAGACGCAUUUCCCUGAAUCCGAUAUGAUUCGCAUGUUUCGAGAAAUUUGUGUGGCUGUGAAAGCCCUGCAUACAUACAAGGCUCAAGGUGGCGCUCGGGUUAUGUACGAACCCAGUCAGGUUAUUUCCACUGAAGAUGAAAAUCGACAAGAUGAAGCACUAUUAAGCCGUAACCCACAAGAUGAAUCGAGCGGCGGUGAGCAAGUAGCUGUUGGAAAGAGAGGAGAAAUGGUUCCCUGGGCACACAGAGAUAUCAAACCAGGAAAUGUGUUGAUUGCUGACGAUGGAGAGACUCCUAUAUUGAUGGAUUUUGGCUCUGCGUGUCCUGCCCGGAUUCAUAUUGAAAAUAGACAGCAAGCGCUGUCACAACAAGAUCUUGCAGCUGAGCAAUGUACAAUGCCCUAUAGGGCACCUGAAUUAUUUGAUGUAAAGACUGGUACAACAUUGGAUGAAAAAGUGGAUAUCUGGUCAUUAGGUUGCACACUCUUUGCUAUGGCGUAUGGGCAGUCUCCUUUUGAGGUCAACAUGGACCAAGGUGGGUCUGUCGCAUUAGCGGUGCUUAAUAACCAGUAUAAGUUUCCUGCCAAAGACGAUCAUUAUUCACAAGAUGUCAAGGAUGCUAUUAAAUGGAUGUUAACAGCAAACCCUGCAGAUCGACCAAACAUUCACCAGGUAUUGCAAAGAAUGGAUGAUAUAUCCAAAGAGACUAGUUCAAACGAAUAAUAAAAAAGUCGCAAAAAUUGUAUUUUAUAAUG